Molecule: messenger RNA, 1902 nt
Organism: Athalia rosae (coleseed sawfly)
Lineage: Eukaryota; Metazoa; Arthropoda; Insecta; Hymenoptera; Athaliidae
Product: piercer of microtubule wall 1 protein
Exons: 2
Coding region: 1450-1794 (114 amino acids)
Biological process (GO): axoneme assembly
Cellular component (GO): axonemal microtubule
Source: RefSeq, a predicted model, not a curated record
UCAUUAUGCAUUGCUGAAAAAUGAUGUCAAUUAGCGGUGCAUGCAGGGUUGCAAUUGUAACAUUGCUAAUAUGAAUAAAUAACAAAAAAUUGUAUAUAGAUAAAAUUGUUCGAGAAAAUGUAUAAAUUAAAAGUUUAUUAAUAAAUCGUGGCAAAAAAUAUAUCAAAUAACGAAUGAAUCAACAUGAAUUGUAUGACGUGUAUAAAAUAAAAAUAUGAAAAUUAACAAAAAUAAAAAUAUGACUGUACUUAAAUAAUUCAAAAUUCGACGAUGCCAAUAGGGCGUACAAAGAGUGACAUGAAAAUAUCAAAAUAAAAGAAUAAGUAUGCUUACGAAUUUAUAUAAUAAAACAAAGAUCAAUAUAAUCGGCCUACAAAAGAAUAAUAAAUCAUGUAAAUUAACUAAAAGACAACACAAGAAUGAGAUGAAAGAAUGAAAAUGAAAAUGAUUAGUAAAAUUUCGAAAGUGAUGAUGUCGUGACCGUUUCAAAAUGGCGUUGUCAAUCCUCAGCUAGUUCGUCAUCCAAGAUCUUCCUUCUUUUUAGGGCCUUCUGGUAUUAUAUAGAUUUGUUCAGUCCGUGAUAUUAAAAUGCAGGCUCCAGGUAGCAAACAUGCUCGAAGUAUUCAGGUUUUAUUUUUAAAAAGAAAUGUAAAGAUGACGAAUGUAUGCUGUGUAUGUGUGAUGUAUAUCGAAGAAUGAGGUACAGGAUUAUGUAUAUUGAGGUGAUCACCGAUCUCGAGGAAGUCCUUUCAAAUUAUGUUCCUUCUUGCCUUGUACCUCUUAUUACUCCCACUCUUCGCUCUCUGAUCCUCAAUUCCCCUUCCUACAUUCUGUCGAUCAUUUGAUGAUUCGUUACACAAUCAAAAGUCAAUCCAACUAACAAUCUAAGGAGUGCUCUUCGAUAACGGAUGAAUUGAAGAUAAAAAAAAAAGACUAAUACAUUAUAAUGAACAUCACGGAUUUAUUUAUGCGCGUAUAAUUCUUCACGAUAAGUGUGUUACAAUAUCGUUUAAAUAAUUUCAUAUCGUAAAUAACAUAAGCAUCUUAUUGUCAAUAUUAUAUUUUCAAAUUAGUAGACUCAUGAGUCUAUGAUAAAUGUGAUUCGUUAAUCUUUUGCCUCUGAAAUUCGCUAUUACAUGCAUAGACUCAAAAUUUGAAAAUUAGGUGAUCUAUCGACGCGACCUGUUGCAAGAUAAAUAAUUUCUUUGGAGGUUUGAACGGUUUGAGGUUGAUACAAACAACUCAGUUUCCACGGUGAUGAGACAACGCUGACGUAUCUCUCGGUCGUAGUUAUUCGCCACAUAGGUCGAUUCUUCGAUAUAACAAAUAUACAUUAGUUUUCAGCAAAUUAUCAAUAAUAGCUUCUGCCUCGUGGACUUGGUAAAUUCUCAUCAUAUACAUAUAUUUACAGUCCGAACAUCAUCUCGAACUCCCGUUUAUUGCAGAGAAAUGCCCGAAAUUCCGACUUUCUGCAACGAAGGCAGGGCGCAAAAUGUGACAGAAGACUCUUCGAAACCUCUGGGAACCUGUACCAGCGAAGUUUACCUCACCUGCAAUCUGCCGAUGCGAUUCAUGUACCCGAGGGUGUUCCAAGGCUAUCGCCAAGACGAUUGUUCCCUCCCUCAUCCCUGUUAUCGGAGUACUUCGAUGGAUUAUGGGUGGCAUGCACCGACGAUUCACAGCGUACCUACGUCUUUUUUUCCAAGAACCAACGAAUUUACCAACCGUCUCGCCCGAGCGGGAAUGUAUCGCAAUUGUUCCCUCAACACGGAAUUGGACAAGUCAUUUUUCUGAAAGGAAAGUUUCGAAACACAUGUAACGAUCACCCGAGAACAAUUUUUCUCAAUCGCUUGAUACGCAAAAUAUAUUAUUUGAAAAAAGGAAAGAAAAAUUGAUAAAUUC